This is a messenger RNA of Pelecanus crispus (Dalmatian pelican), 2784 nucleotides long. The record is from RefSeq and is a predicted model, not a curated record. NCBI's taxonomy places the organism in Eukaryota, Metazoa, Chordata, Aves, Pelecaniformes, Pelecanidae.
CUGCGUAAGCAGGAGAUUGAGGACAGGCUCAAUGCCUGGAUUGUGUUCAAUGAAAAGAAUAAGGAGCUGUGCUCCUGGCUGGUACAAAUGGAAAGCAAAGUGUUGCAGACUGCAGAUGUUGGCAUUGAAGACAUGAUAGACAAAUUGCAGAAGGAUUGCAUGGAAGAAAUAAACCUGUUUAGUGAAAAUAAGCUUCACUUGAAACAAAUGGGUGAUCAGCUAAUCAAGGCUAGCAACAAGAGCCGAGUUGCAGAAAUAGAUGAUAAACUCAACAAAAUCAAUGAUCGCUGGCAGCAUCUCUUUGAUGUCAUUGGAGCACGGGUGAAGAAACUGAAGGAAACAUUUGCUUUUAUACAACUAUUGGACAAAAACAUGAGUAACCUUCGCACCUGGUUGGCCCGGAUUGAGUCUGAGCUUUCCAAGCCUGUUGUUUAUGACAUCUGUGAUGACCAAGAAAUCCAGAAGAGACUGGCAGAACAGCAGGAUCUGCAACGAGACAUAGAGCAACACACUGCAGGGGUGGAAUCCGUGUUUAGUAUUUGUGAAGUCCUGCUACACGAUUCAGAUGCGUGUGCGAAUGAGACAGAGUGUGACUCCAUUCAGCAAACUACUAGGAGUUUGGACAGACGGUGGAGAAACAUUUGCGCCAUGUCUAUGGAAAGGCGAAUGAAAAUUGAGGAAACCUGGCGCCUAUGGCAGAGGUUUUUGGAUGACUACUCUCGCUUUGAAGAUUGGCUAAAAUCAUCUGAAAGGACAGCAGCUAAGCCUAAUUCUUCAGAGGUUUUGUACACACAUGCAAAGGAGGAGCUGAAGAAAUUUGAGGCAUUCCAACGGCAAAUUCAUGAACGACUCACUCAGUUGGAGCUGAUCAACAAACAGUACAGGCGCCUCGCCCGCGAGAACCGCACCGACUCAGCCAGCAAGUUGAAGCAGAUGGUACACGAAGGCAACCAGCGCUGGGAUAAUCUCCAGAAACGAGUCGCUGCCAUUCUGAGGAGGCUCAAGCACUUCACCAAUCGGAGAGAUGAGUUUGAGGGGACGAGGGAAAGCAUCCUUGUUUGGCUCACAGAAAUGGACCUCCAGCUGACAAACGUGGAGCACUUCUCAAAAAGUAACUUUGAUGACAAAAUGCGCCAGUUAAAUGGUUUCCAGCAAGAAAUAACACUAAACACCAAUAAGAUUGAUCAGCUAAUCGUUUUUGGGGAGCAGUUAAUUCAGAAGAGCGAACCUUUGGAUGCUAUCCUGAUUGAAGAUGAAUUGGAAGAACUUCAUAGAUACUGUCAGGAAGUUUUUGGGCGAGUGGCCCGGUUCCAUCAAAGACUGACUUCAAGGCAUCCUAGAUUGGGUGAUGAAAAAGAGACCUCUGAAAAUGAGACAGAUCCAGAAGACUCCAGAGAAAUCCAGAGUGAUCCCUGGCAUAAGAAGGCCAUCAGUGAGGGGCCCUCUUCACCACAGUCCCUUUGCCACCUUAUGCCCCCUACUCAAGGUCAUGAAAGAUCAGGCUGUGAAACCCCUGUCAGUGUUGACUCCAUCCCACUUGAGUGGGAUCACACAGGUGAUGUGGGAGGUUCUUCCUCUCAUGAAGAUGAAGAAGAAGCGACAUACUACAGUGCUCUGUCAGAUGUAGAAAUCACUGAAAAUCCUGAGGCAUAUCUUAAAAUGACCACAAAAACUUUGAAAGCAUCUUCUGGAAAGUCUGUUUCAGAAGCUCAUCCUUGGCAUUCUCCAGAUAGCCCAGUCUGCAGGAAACACCGAUACAACCAGGCAGAGAUGGCUGGAAAUGUGUUGUCUGGUCCAGAGACAAGUACUCCCUAUAAGCCAGAUUAUGUGGAGCAGCUCAGCUCUGCAAGCAGCGGCAGCAUCAACAAGGAGAAAAUUACAUCUGCUAACAUGAGUGAUGAAGAACCCCAAGACGAACAAGAACUUGUGAAUAUAGCAGCUGCAGAGAAGCAGCCAGGCAUUAUUGAUAGGUGGGAGCUCCUCCAAGCUCAAGACCUCAGAAAUAAACUUAGGAUGAAACAGAAAUUGCAGCAGUGGCAGCAGCUGAACUCUGAUCUCAGUGACGUGUCUGCUUGGCUUGAUAAAACUGAGGAAGAGCUGGAAGAGCUGCAAAAAGUGAAACCUCCAACCAGCAUGCAGGCGUUGGAACAAAGGGUCAAGAAAUUGAAAGACCUGCUUAAAGCAUUUGAUAACUACAAGGCAGUGGUGCUUUCCAUUAACCUGAGCAGCAAAGAGUUCCAGAAAGCAGAUAGCACAGAGUUCAAAGAGCUUCAGAACAGGCUUCGGAAGGUGAACUUGCAUUGGGAGAAAGCAACUCAUGCGUUGGACAACUGGAGGAAAGGUUUACAACAAGCCCUACUGCAUUGCCAGGACUUCCAUGAUCAGAGCCAAAAACUAAUCCUGUGGCUAGCAAGUGCUGAUAGCCGAAGGAAUGAAGCACAAAUCACAGAUCCAAACGCUGACCUCGGUACAAUACUGGAAUGCCAAAAGGAGCUAAUGCAACUGGAGAAAGAGCUGCUGGAAGAACAGCUUGAAGUAAACUCACUUCAAGAACUCACUACUUACCUGCUGCUUAAAUCAGAUGGUGAUUACAUUGAAGCUGAUGAGAAGGUCCAUGUCAUUGGCAGGAAACUGAAACAGCUUAUUGAACAAGUUUCACAUGACUUAAAAACAAUACAAGGAAAUCUGGAUACCAGAGCAUUCCUGCUAGUUCCAGAUGACUUGGACUCAGGAGUCUAUAAUCCAGUUGCAGCGAAAUCCAGCCCUGCUGUGAAGAAGAGGUGA